AUGUUGGAAAAACAUGCUGCCCCAUGUCCUCUGUGGUAUACUUUUAUUCUCAAGAAUGCAAAUAUUAGGUGUCGUUAUAGUUCCAAAACUCUGCAGGAAAUCAUCUUUGUUAUAGGGAAUGACUGGUUCUCUGUAAUUGCUAAGUCUAAGAAACAUCUUCUUGAGUCUUCAUCCACAUUGAACCAAGUAGCUUCAAAGGGCUUAGACAUCCCAAAAAGCUAUUUUGCUGUAUAUGUUGGCGAGAGUCAAAAGAAGAUGUUUGUAAUUCCAGUAUCCAUGUCAAAAGAACCUUCCUUCCAAGACUUGUUAAGUCAAGCUGCAGAAGAAUAUGGAUAUGAUUAUCCAAUGGGUGGUGUUACAAUCUCCUCCCAUGAAAACGUAUUCUUGGAUCUUGUUUCUGGCUUGAAUGUGUGA
Ziziphus jujuba (common jujube) is the source of this 414-nucleotide messenger RNA. RefSeq names its product auxin-induced protein 15A. Gene Ontology annotation, biological process: response to auxin. The record is from RefSeq and is a predicted model, not a curated record. The coding region runs from base 1 to 414 and encodes 137 amino acids. The transcript is spliced from 2 exons. NCBI's taxonomy places the organism in Eukaryota, Viridiplantae, Streptophyta, Magnoliopsida, Rosales, Rhamnaceae.